Rhizophagus irregularis DAOM 181602=DAOM 197198 is the source of this 1190-nucleotide messenger RNA. RefSeq lists its product as uncharacterized. Gene Ontology annotation, cellular component: ER to Golgi transport vesicle membrane; SNARE complex; endoplasmic reticulum-Golgi intermediate compartment. Gene Ontology annotation, biological process: retrograde vesicle-mediated transport, Golgi to endoplasmic reticulum; vesicle fusion with Golgi apparatus; endoplasmic reticulum to Golgi vesicle-mediated transport. Gene Ontology annotation, molecular function: SNAP receptor activity. Lineage: Eukaryota; Fungi; Glomeromycota; Glomeromycetes; Glomerales; Glomeraceae. The record is from RefSeq and is a predicted model, not a curated record.
GUCAACUUACAACCUUGUGUAGCAUUUUCACUGAUAUAAAAAGUUAAUUGUUAAUAUUUUACCUUAAUUUUUAUAUUUAUCAACUGAGGAUGGUUAAGCAUACAGUAAUCGCUCGCGUUUCUGACGGACUUCCGUUAGCGGCCUCGGUUGAUGAUGAUCAGAAUGGAGAAGCAGAACUCGCAGACUAUAAGAACAAAGCCAAGCUUCUUUUUAAAAAAAUGAAUGAGAAUUCUGAAGAAAAGUGCUCUAUUGAGUCUGGAAACUAUUAUUUUCACUAUUUGAUUCAAAAUGGAGUAUGUUAUAUGACAAUUUGUGAGCGGUCAUAUCCACGGCAGUUUGCAUUUAGUUAUUUGGAAGAGCUCGCAAAAGAAUUUUCAAUGAGCUAUGGGAAUGAAGUAGAAAAGAGAAAUUUAAGACCUUACGCUUUUGUAAAAUUUGAUACUUUUAUGCAAAAAACAAAGAAAGUAUACCAGAAUACACGAACGCAACAUAAUCUAGAUCGACUAAAUACAGAAUUGAACGAAGUAGCUAAUAUUAUGACAAAAAAUUUAGAGAAUGUUUUGUGGCGUGGAGAAGGAUUAGAAAAGAUGAGUUCACUUUCAGAUCAACUUCGAUACGAGUCUCAAAAAUACAAGAAAUCAGCACGUGAUCUUAAUUUGCAAUUGCUUUUGCGUAAAUAUGGACCAUUAGUAUUUAUUUUUGUUAUAAUUAUAUUAGUAUUAUAUUGGCGAUUUUGGUGGUAUUAAUAAUAAUUUAUUUCUAAGAACAUUUUAAAGAUAUACUACAUUUACUCUUUCAUUGUGUACAUUUUAUAAAUAUAAUAAUUUUAAAGUAGAUUUAAUUGAUUAAAGGAAUAUGAGUUGGAGUUUUCUUUUUGUAUUCGAUAUAUUCCUUACCAAAAAAAUUAAUUAACAAAGGUUCUUCCUCCUCAAUUCUAUCCUUAAAGAAUCGGUGUAAUACAAAAAAAAAGCCGGCUAAACAAAUAGGAUUACAAAGUAAUAGUUGAGUUCCUAUAGCCCACCAAUAAAAACCGAAAUAUGAAGGAUGUCUCAUAUAAGCAUAUAUCCCCGUUGUGACUAAUACGUGAUCUUGUUUUUUACGAUAUGCUAUCUUAUGAGAAAAAUUUGAUUUAGCAUGCCACAUGGCAAGACUCCUUGCUGAUUGUCCUAUUACCAUUAUGAUGAACCCUA